This is a messenger RNA of Gracilinanus agilis (Agile Gracile Mouse Opossum), 1550 nucleotides long. RefSeq names its product short-chain dehydrogenase/reductase family 9C member 7-like. Lineage: Eukaryota; Metazoa; Chordata; Mammalia; Didelphimorphia; Didelphidae. Bases 1 to 1074 code for a protein of 357 amino acids. The transcript has 5 exons. The record is from RefSeq and is a predicted model, not a curated record.
AUGUUUGGAAUCCUCAAUUUCUUCCUCUUCUUAUUUGCUACCUCUAUGGCAUUAGGGCUAAUAAAUGGCUGGAGUUACCUGGUCUGGGUAACUCCUCUUCUGGGACUGCUGCCAUUCUGGAGAAAAAUAGCAUUCUUUGGAACAUCUGAUAAGAGAAUCGAUGUGGCUGGAAGAGCAGUACUUAUCACUGGCUGUGAUGCUGGCUUUGGGCAUUCCCUGGCUUUGAGACUGUUCAAUCUUGGCUUCACUGUGUUUGCUACUUGCCUUUUUCCAGAUGGGGAAGGGGCACAACAUCUGCGUCAGGAAGCAGGAUCUAGCCGUCGUCUCCAUGUUCUCAAACUUGAUGUCACUCAGGAUCAAGACGUGGCUGAAGCUAAAGACUUCGUCCUGAAGAAUAUGCCUGAAAAUGGUCUCUGGGGUCUAGUAAACAAUGCAGGAAUAGCACUGUGUGGGCCAAUGGAAUGGAUAUCUUUUGAUGAAUGUAAAAAAGUUAUAGAUGUCAACAUUUUGGGGAGCAUCCGGACAACCCUAAAAUUUCUUCCUCUAAUAAAAAAGAGUCAAGAGCAGUAUCCCCAGGUUCUAGAAGGUUAUCGGUCAGGACGUCUAAUCUUCAUGUCUAGUAUUAAUGCAUUCAUAGAAAUAGGAAAUUGCUUCUAUUGUUUGUCAAAAACUGCACUGGAAAAAUGUGGUGAUAUGUUAAGGUAUGAAGUAAAGAACUUUGGAGUUAAGGUGUCUCUCAUUGAACCAGGAAACUAUGCUCCUGCCACUAAUAUUAUGCCACUAUAUACUGUGGAACAACUAUGGAAUAAACUUGAUGAAGAAAAUAAAGCAAGCUACAGUAAAAAAUACCUACAAUCCUUUGUUAGCAUUUUGAACAAACAAUUAAAAAAUGGAAAGCAUGACUCAAAAGAAGUUAUAGAUGCUAUAACUGAUGCUUUAUUGAAUCAGAGGCCAAAAGCAAGAUAUUUGGUUGCCACUUUUAAGGAAAAAAUUUUGACCUAUGCUUUUUAUUAUUUGCCAGUUUUCCUAAAAGAUUUACUUUAUUCCUUACUGGUAAAGAUAAUGACAUACUAAAAAGAUUAUGAACAUUACAUAAUUAUCAAAUUUGUUAUCAAAUUAUAAAUAGUUAUCAAAUUGAAAAACACUGAAAAUUAUAUGUGUAUGGCAUCUAGGGGCAGCUAGGUGGUAUAGUGGAUAGAGUGUCAGACCUAAACUUACUAGCUGUUUGACCCUGUGCAAGUCACUUAACUUUAUUUGUUGUAUUUCCUCAUCUAUACAAUGAGUUGGAGACAGAAAUGUCAAAUUAAUCUAGUAUGCCAAGAAAACCCCAAAUGGGGUCACAAAGUCAGAUAUGACUGAAAAAUCUGAACAACAACAAAAUGGCAUUUAACAGCAAAGAUGCUUCAAAAUGUACUUUUGAAAUUGUUAUAGCUAGUAAAAUGAAAAUGUAAUUUAUUUAGAGCCAAUCUAUCCAUUUUGUACAACUUUUGAAACAGGAACCAACAUAUGAACAUAUUUCAUUUAAAUAAAUUUAAAUAAAUGAAUUUUCA